UCUUCUCUUUUGGGUUGAAAAAUGAAAAACCAAAUGUUUAGUUCUUUGAGGAAAAUAAACAACAUGAAAACCCAAAAUUCAGCUCUUUGUUUCUAGAUUAAUUCCUCUGCAUUCUCACACAAAGCACCGCAAAAAUGGAAAAAAUCUGUCAAACAUGUGGAUUUGGAGUGAAAGAGUUCUCUAGAUACUUAAUUUAUUGUACCGAAUGUUGGGACACAGUUGAGCACAUAUAUUGUCUUGGCUUAUCAGCUGAUGAUAUUAGUGAAGAUUUCAGUUGGAAAUGCGAUUCAUGCCCAUCAACAGAUGAAUUACUGGCAAAAGUGAUAAAAUAUGGGGAUAAACAAGAUGAAAAGGUCGAAUUUGCUGGUAGUGGUCCAUUGAGAAUUUUAGAUUUUACUCUGGCUGAUGCUAGUGCAAUCCCGGUAGUAGGGCCAAUUUGGAGGGGAGUUUUCAAUACCAUUGGAAGUUUAUAUGUAAGUUCGAAAGGGCUCGAGGCGUUUAUGCCAAAGACUUCAUAUUCAAAAGUUGUCAAUAUUGUACGAUCAAUGCCACCCUCUAUUUUUUUCAGCAUGAAAGAGAGGUGCAAGGUUUGGCCUAAUGAUUUUGAUGAAUUGGGGGCUGCUGACUGCAAUAUUGGACUUUACAUCUUUCCUGAAUCUUCGAGCUUUUGUAACAGGACUGAGGCUGAUUACAACAAUUUGAUGGAGUACAUGAAAUCAAAUGACCUAGCCAUGACAGCCAAGAUGGACAACUUAGAGUUGUUGGUUUUUACUUCCUUUGAGAUAUCGGCUCCAGAGAAACGCAAAAUUCAAGGAAAAUACUAUCUUUGGGGGACAUUUAAAGAAAAAGAAUUUCGACAAGAAAGUCCAUCUAAAUGCUACCGGCCAAGUGCUGUUAAAAAUGGGACCAGCAAAGGUGUAAGAGCAGUGGACUGCCCAGAAGAAAAAACAGCCAGUCUUAGUGCCUCUUUAUCAACUAAAACUGGUGCUAUAUCCAAGCAGUGGAAAACACUCAAGAAGACUAGAAAUAAAAGGUCUCAUCUAAGGCGCAAUUGCAUACCACCAUUAAGGCCUGAAUGCAAGAGAGCUAGGAGUAAAAGAGGUAAAGAAAGGAAAGUGGUAUCAGGCAAUGACCAGAAAGCCACUAUGCUAUUUCAGACAUCCAACAAACAAAGCCUAGCUGAAACCUGCCCAAUUGUAGAAGCCCCUCAUCCAGAAGAAUGUCUACCUCGAGUUAAGAUAAAGAUACUUAAAACCACAACUGUUGAUGAGUCCUCUGUCAUUACUUUAGGGAAACAAUUGAGCACUAGUCUGCCGAAUGAUAUGAUUGAUUCUUCAGAGUACAUUAUAAAAUUGAAAUCCUCUAAAGUAGAUGAUACGUCAGCUGGCCAAGAUCCAAAAGAACUUGUUCCUCCUUUGACCACACUUACAAAAGAAAGAUCACAAAAUAACGAGACCUUGAAUAUAUGUGAUGUUUCCCGCUCUAGUCUUGGAAACCCUUUUGACUCAAAAGACAGUGGUGAGGAGACCAUUUCAGUUAAGCCAAUCAAAGGCCUAAAUUCCCAGCAGCAGGAAUCUAAUUGGUCUGCAACAGUCGGGGAGAGCAGAAUCAUUGAAGGAAAAUCAGCUGAGGCAGAGCAGCUGAACCAUGAAGAUGGUAUUAAGCUGCAUGGUGCAUUGCUUCCGAAUGAACUUUUGGAAUCCUUACAGCUUCAAGCACAAGACAGCAAUGCCUAUCUAGCCUCUAAUCCCAUGAAUAAAGCCUUUUUAUUCCUUUUGGUUGGUAAUCAAGAAGAUUCUGAGGUAAAAGAGACCAAUCCUUCGAGCAAUGGACAAAGCAAUCCUUGCUCCAAAGAUGAACCCUUAGCUGAUCAUCAAUAUACUGUUGGCAAAAAAGUUUUUCAUGAAAUUAAUUCCCCAGCUGAUGAUGGUCUACCAUGAUUUCCUCCCCUAGAAGAUCAGCAUGAGAUACCUCUUGAGAAAGGUUUAAGUACGACUCCCGUUAUUAUUGAUCUUGAAGAAGAAAAGCCCGAAGCAUUUAUCUCUCCAUCUGUUGCUCCUAUUGUAAUCUUGGAUCUUGAUGCUGAAGAAUCUCCCAAAAGUGGGUCUGAAAACUUUAGAGAGUCAAGUUUUGUGAAAAUACCAGCCUCCAUUUUAGAAAUUGCAGGUACUUACCAUGACAUCAGCUCAAAUUGUGUAGGAGCACAAGUUGGCCGGUACAACAUCAAAUCUGACUUGGCCCCCAUUCUUACAAAAAUUCUUGAAAAGCAUGGAGAUAUUGCUUUGGAUUGCAAAAUUGAUCCCAAGGUUCCAUUGGAGAACAUAUGCAAAGCUGUUCAGGACCUUGAAUCAGUCUGCUUAAGUGGCCUACGCUCCCAUCAUGUGAACCACCUAAGAAGUGUGCUGCAACUUGGUGAAGCUGUAGGGAUCAAUGUGAAAUGGCUCUGCAAGCGAUGUAACGACCUUGAGAAGCUUGCUUCUCAUCUUAGCCAGUACCCUACUCUAAAGAGUGAUCUGGCUCAUACCAAAAAGGAUAUCCAGCAUAAAGAAGAGAUGCUGAGUUCGAAAAGAACCAUGGAGGCAAACCUGCUACCGGAAAUCAAGUCACUGGAAGCAGAAUUGGAGUCACUGAAGGAAUACAAAGAGAAGUCAGUUUCUGCCUUGCAGUCCAUUACUUCAUUUUUUGGAACCUUCCAUGAUAAGUCUGUGGUGGAUGGACUACUUUAGAAACCCAGGUAGGUAGGUCCGUAGGUAGGUACAUUAUGUUAACAACUAACUAUUUCUCACAAUAGUCACAAACAUAUACAUGUUUUUCACGAUAUUAACAUGAAUGUAUAUUCUGUCUGCUGUUGUAAAGGCUAAUCCUGCAGUCAGUAUCUCUUUAAAUCUUCAAACUUUUGCACUAUCUUGUGACAGUUACUCCGCAUUUUAAUAACUUUUAAGUGAACCAACCCUCAGUAAUCAUAUUGGACUCCUGUACAUGCUGCAAACCUAUCUCCUUUCUUACACAUAUGGUACUUGUAAUCAGAACCAGUAUUGCAGAACUGUGGUUCGAAUCUCUAACAACAGACUUGUUUCAUUUGCUAGACGCUUACUGGUUUUUUAAUGUUAUCUCUUGGUAGUCAAUCUGGUAUCAGUUUCUUGUCUACAUCUACAUUGUACAUAUAUUUGAUAAGGAUUCCUAACUAUGCAUUAUAUGUUGAAUGCUAUACUGAUCAACAUAUAGUCUAACUCUGAGAUUGGUAAUUCUUUCUCAUUUUUGUUGUCAAAAGUUUUGCGUUAGUACUACAACACCUCUGACAGUGUAAACACGUAAAUGGCUCAGAUUUUGGAUAGAACUGAUUCUGUACUAUAGUAGUGGCAGCAACUAAGUUUAUUGGUUUAUAAUUUCUGAUCAAUUACGAAAAAUGAAUCAAUGAGAAGAAAUCAAUAAUUCCUAGACACAAAAAUCAUGUGUAAAAGAAGGCUAAUGUACUUCAAAUAUUCAAUUCCUGCUUAAUUGAAAUAAUCAAACAAGUCACAUAGUCAACUAUGUUUUUCGUACUACUCAAAAAAAAAAAAAAAAAAAAAUAAAUAAAUAAAUAAAAAUAAAAAAACCCAACACUAUCUUUUUCGUAACUUAUUUUUGUUUUUGAGUACAUUUUACCAAGAGAUUCACCCAUUACAUUACGAGUAACAUAAAGAACAAGGACUUUAUGAAGAAAUAAAAUGCUUUUAGUAAAGCUGGCAUUUUCUUAAUAAGUAUGCAGUACAAAAUUAGGGGAAUGGUAAGUGAACAUUCAUUGCUCAUAAAUUAUUGCUCAUAAAUUAGGCAAAAUGUAUGCCAAAAUCAACAUUUAUUGCUCAUAGAUUAGGCAAAAUGUAUGCAUUACAAAAUUAGGGGAAUGGUCCCCUCAAAAAAAAAAAAAAAAAAAAAAAAAAAAAAAAAAAA
Molecule: messenger RNA, 3930 nt
Organism: Chenopodium quinoa (quinoa)
Lineage: Eukaryota; Viridiplantae; Streptophyta; Magnoliopsida; Caryophyllales; Amaranthaceae
Exons: 10
Coding region: 135-1940 (601 amino acids)
Source: RefSeq, a predicted model, not a curated record